AUGACUAAACGUGAUAAGGAGAGAGAGGGACUACUGGAGAACAUGACCAGUGAGGUGGAGACCAGUAAAAGACAACUGGAGUCACUGGAAAAGGAACUGCAGGACAGGAACAGUCAACUACAGGACCUGAGAACCCAACUACAAGAACAAAGCAGGGAGCUGGAGGAGAGAAACAGACAGCUGGAGGAGAGAGACAGACAGCUGGAGGAGAGAGACAGACAGCUGGAGGAGAGAUACAGACAGCUGGAGGAGAACAACGAGGAGAAGAUUACACUUUUGACAGAGAGCAGGAAGAGACUGGUGGAGAUAGAACAGACAAAACAACAACUAAAGGAGAAGAAUGAAGAGAUGGAAAAGACAAAACAAAAAACAAAACAACAACUAAAGGAGAGGAAUAAACUCCUCCAGGAGAGAGAGACAGAUCUAGAGAACAUGACUAAAAAAGAGAAGGAGAGAGAGGGACUACUGGAGAACAUGACCAGUGAGGUGGAGACCAGUAAAAGACAACUGGAGUCACUGGAAAAGGAACUGCAGGACAGGAACAGCCAACUACAGGACCUGAGAACCCAACUACAAGAACAAGGCAGGGAGCUGGAGGAGAGAAACAGACAGCUGGAGGAGAGAGACACACAGCUGGAGCAGAGAGACAGACAGCUGUUGGAGAAAGAAAGAGAACAUCUGACUGUGGGAGGAGAGAGUCCUGGUCCAGCGCCCCCAGUGUCUCCUGCUGUGUCUGAGCUGAGGCUGGUGCUGCUGGGGGGGAGCACAGCUGGGAAGAGGGCAGCAGGAAACACCAUCCUGGGCACAGAGGAGUUUGGGAGGCAGGCCAGCACACACACACUCACACACACAUCCACAGAGACCCAGCACAGUGAGAGCAGACAGGGGGAGGUGGCUGGGAGACGGGUGACCGUGGUGGAAACUCCAGACUGGUUCUGCAGUGGACUCUCUGAGAAGGACCUGAGACAGGACGUGGGGCUUUGUGUCCGUCUGUCUGCUCCAGGACCUCACGCCUUCCUCCUGGUGAUUCCAGUGGAGCCGUCUGAAGGAGAGGAGAGGAGGAUGCUGGAGAAAAUGGAGGAUAUGUUUGGGGAGAGCUGUUGGGGACACACACUGAUCCUCUUCACCCAUGCUGAGGGGCUGAGAGAGAGGAGUGUGGAGGAGUUGCUCCAGACAGGGAGCCAGGAGCUCCAGCAGCUGGUAGAGAAAUGUGGGAACAGGUGUCACCUUCUCAACGUUAAGGACAGGCCUGACGACACUAAGAUCACACAGCUGCUAGAGAAGAUAGAAGAGAUGGUGUCUGGAAACAGAGAGAGAUUCUACAGCAGUGAGACCUACCAGGAGGCAGAAAAACAGCUCAGAGAGAUAGAGAGAAGAAUACAGAAAGAACGAGAGGUGGAGGAGAGGAAACUGAGGGAGGAGAGAGAGAAAAGAGAGGAACUUGAUAAACAUAUGCAGGAGUCUCUGAAUAAAAUGGAUGGAGAGAUUAAGCAGAAUGAAGGAGAAAUUAGAAUAUUGAAUGAAAGAACAACAGAACUGGAGAGAAAGAUGAAAGAAGAGAGGGAUGAAGUGAAGAAGAGGGAGAUGGAGAAAGAAGAAACAUCAAACAGACAGAUGGAGGAGAAGAACAGGGAGAUGGAGGGGAAGAACAGAGAGAUGGAGAGAAUGAAGUUGGAUGUUUUACAGCUGCAGGACAGACUGAGAGUGGAGAGGGGGAGGGUAGGGGUCAGAGUUCAAAGGGCAAUAGUAGGAGUUCCUGCCUUCAUCAGUAGAAACUCAUCAGGAUGGCUUGUGCAUUACAUCAUUAGUAAUAUCUAGCGUGCCAGAGAUGUUUGUCAUUAUGGCCUUUCCAGAAACACACAGC
Messenger RNA from Clupea harengus (Atlantic herring), 1864 nucleotides. Its product is annotated as trichohyalin-like. The coding region runs from base 1 to 1818 and encodes 605 amino acids. The transcript is spliced from 5 exons. Lineage: Eukaryota; Metazoa; Chordata; Actinopteri; Clupeiformes; Clupeidae. The record is from RefSeq and is a predicted model, not a curated record. Gene Ontology annotation, molecular function: GTP binding.